This is a messenger RNA of Arabidopsis lyrata subsp. lyrata, 655 nucleotides long. RefSeq names its product dormancy-associated protein homolog 4. The coding region runs from base 216 to 455 and encodes 79 amino acids. The record is from RefSeq and is a predicted model, not a curated record. Lineage: Eukaryota; Viridiplantae; Streptophyta; Magnoliopsida; Brassicales; Brassicaceae. The transcript is spliced from 3 exons.
AUCCUUGAUUAAAUCUCCUUAAUUUUGGAAGGUUAAAUUAUAGGUGAAGUGUAUAUAAUUAGUCUAACCAAAGAUAUUCAACGCCUCGCUUUCUUGUUCCUUAUAUAAAACCAUUAUUCUUGCAUAAAGAAGAUUUAACAAAAAAAAAAAACUCUAUUCAAAACACAUUAGAGACAAUUAACAAAAAAAACCCUUCUCAAAAUUCGAUCAGAGAUAUGGGUUUUUUACACAAGUUGUGGGAUGAAACUUUGGCCGGUCCAACGCCGGAAAAUGGUCUCGGGAAGUUGAGAAACCACAUAUCCGGUGAAAAUGGCAACCGGAAGUUGAUGGUGAAUCUGAGACGUGUCCCAGAUUCUCCUGACAGGUCAAGCAACCCAGCUGGAACACCAAGUGAAACGCAUGCUACAAGUCUCAAUGCUUGCGAUUGGAUUGUGCUAAACGCAUUGGACCGUUGAAAAAAUAUUAGAAGGUAUUCAGUAUUCUACGAGAAGAAGUAUCCCAAACUACUUUUCUUUGUAUAUAUAUAUAUAUUUGCUGUGUACAUAAUCGUCGCUUUUGGUGUUUUGAGAUUUGAGAAAUAUUAGUUUUCUUUUGGUUUGAUUUGUUUGUUUCACCAUUUACGAAGAUAAUAUAAGUAUAAUUAGAAUUUCUGGAA